AUGCGAGAAUAUAAUGAAAAAUAUUUUUUUAUAUCAAAUCGUGAAACUCAUCAAAUCACAAAAGCAUUUCAACAUAAACUGAAAGACAAAAAGAAAUACUAUUCAAUAACAUUAUACGAUGCUUGUAUACAUGCUUUGGAUGCAUUACCUAUAUGUGUUCUUGUUAACUUACGUUUUCUAUGUAUGCAUGAUAAAACUCCUCAUUCACGUCCAUUAUGUGACUUACUUUGGUAUGAUCUAAGUGAGCAAUUUGAUGAUAUUGAUGAAGAACAACCUGAUUUUAAACCAAAUGAUGUUCGUGGUUGUGUAAAUUUUUUUUCAUAUUAUGCUUGUCAAGAUUUGUUAUUACGAAACAAUCUUUUAUCAAUUAUACGUGGACAUAAAGUACAAAAAGAUGCAACAAAUUAUUGUGAUACACAUAAUAAUGUUGCAGCUACACUUAGACUUGAUGCAAAUCAACAUCUAUCUGUUGUUCAUAUUGAAGUACAUAGAUAUCCAUUUGUUUUACCAAAUUAUGAGAAUGGAUUUCAAUUUGGUGAACGAUUUAUUGUUUAUUAUACAACUCAUCUUCUUCUUUCUUUCACCUGA
Messenger RNA from Rotaria sp. Silwood1, 588 nucleotides. The record is from the annotation of a GenBank genome assembly. Lineage: Eukaryota; Metazoa; Rotifera; Eurotatoria; Philodinida; Philodinidae.